This is a messenger RNA of Varanus komodoensis (Komodo dragon), 3100 nucleotides long. It is a transcript of the gene R3HDM4, whose product is annotated as R3H domain containing 4. The transcript has 8 exons. Lineage: Eukaryota; Metazoa; Chordata; Lepidosauria; Squamata; Varanidae. Gene Ontology annotation, molecular function: nucleic acid binding. The record is from RefSeq and is a predicted model, not a curated record. Bases 5 to 799 code for a protein of 264 amino acids.
CGGCAUGGUGGCGCUGCAGGCGGGCGAGGCGGCCCCGGAGCCGGGAGCGCCGCGGGACCGUCCCUUCGGAAGGAUUGAAGAUUGCCCAGCACCUCUGGCAAACUCCUCGGCAAAGCGAUUCUCCCCGGCCAAAAGGAAACAACACUUCAUCAAUCAAGCCAUCCGCAAUUCGGACCUCAUUCCCAAGGCCAAGGGUCGGAAGAGCCUUCAGCGGCUGGAGAAUACCCGUUAUCUCACGACCCUGCUGGAGCGGGAUGAAUGCAGCAAUGACGAUGGAGAGCUGGCCCAUCCCGCCACACCUAGCAUCUUCACUGAGGCCUGCAGCAAUGAGACGUAUGUCAAGAUUUGGAACAACUUCAUGAACCGGUCCGGUGAGGAGCAGGAGAGAUUCCUUUUGUAUUUGGAGGAGGAGGCGAGAAGGAAGCGGAGAAACAGAUGGACCGGCAAAGCCAAGGCCAAGUGGAAAGAACAUGCUGUGUACACGCCCCAGGAAUGUUUCCAGCGCAUCAGCCGCCGCCUGCGCACCACACUGAAGCAAAGCCGGAUUCCCAUGGGGACCCUGGAAGGGUUGGAGGAGGAAUUGCUGGCCUUUUUUUCAGCUAACCCACAUGCAGUCUACACAGCCAUGAUGGACAACAGCUUCGAACGGCUGCUGCUUCACGCUCUCUGCCAGUACAUGGAUCUUGCCUCUGCCAGUUCUGACUACAAAGGCAAACGCCAAAUGAAAGUCAGCAACAAAAACACCAUCUUUUUGCCACCUGACCUCCUGCUUUCAGCUUACCUGGAGCAAAUCAGCUGAUGAGUUGGAAGCCCUUGAUCUUCUGUUGAAACCCCUACUUCUGUUGGCGUUUUAAUGGUUAGAAAACAUGUCAAUGUAUCGUGUAUUGGGGUAGGUAGGAAUAGACAUGGCACUCUUUGGAGGGAGUACAUUCCCACCCCCUCUGAAAGCCCUGACUCAAUUAUUCAUGGGAAACCAGAGCCCACUGGCCAGGGUUGGGGUACGGGGUGUGCCCACUGCCCUUUAGUAUUGUGCCCCCUGCUUCUCUUCUCCCCGGAGGCUGCAAGGAAGUGGUCCGGAGGUAGUUGCUAAGCAACCCCUGACUCCUGCUCUUCAUCUCCCUCACAAAGGGCUUCUUCAGGGGGAGCCCCAAUCCCAUAGUGUUGGGAUUGACUUGCUCAGGUUGCAACAUUCUGUUUUGAUUUCAUGGAUUUAAAAAAGUCCUUCCAUUUGAAAAAAUUCUCCCUACUCCUUUCCUGGUUCAGUCCAGAAUUUUCCAAAUUGCUUAUUUUUAAAGAAUAGUUGACAUCGGAAAAACAACACCUCAAUGCUGCUGCUUAAGAAGCAUCAAUGUUUCUUCAUUGCUGGAUCCCAUUGCAGUUGGGCAUUGCUCUAAUCUUAAAAGAUUCGAGAAGGGAUGCUUUGGUUCCCCAUCAGAGGUGGCUUUUUGUAUUUCUGUUUAUGCAGCUUUGUAUGUUUGCUCAGAAGCAAGUCCCACUAAUUUCAUUGAUGCUUUCUCUUGAAUGUAUGCAUAAGACUCUUCUUUGCCUAAGUGCAAAUUAAAAAAGUGUUCGAAUGUUGCAUUUUAAUCAGGCACAAUACUAUAAAAUACCAAUUUAUUUUGUGGCUAUCUGAUGCCCAGGAUAAACUGAGUUUCUUUAUUCUCAAAAAUGUGCAACUUAUAUGACAAAUAUAACCAUUUUCAUUUCAACCUUGCCAUCACAAAUGUUUGCAUUCCCUUCUUUUAAUUCAAAAUACUGCUGUGAGAUACCCCACUGCUUUCUGCAUUUGGCAUACUUGCUACCUUUUUUAUUUGACAUUUGAGGAAAAAGCUGAAGAAGUACUCAUUUUUUUCAAAAAGUUUUAAUGUUUAUGAUGUAUUAUCUGCCACUCACAAAACUGCCUUGACAUUUGAGAGCAUCUAUUUAUGCGACAGCUGCUUUUAAAAAUAAUCUUAUGGCAUUGCUGGGUAUUAAAAAGAAGGGUAAAGGAAAAGGGCCUUUUUCUAGUUUUUACUAGGAAUCGGCCAGAGAGUAGAAAAAUGAAAACAACUUACAUUCUAGGCAGGUUGCCGGGAUACAGGAGCAAAUGAGUGAUUGAAUGUGUAAGCUUGGAGUUUGCUUCGUGCACCUGGACCGAUCCAGUCAAUCUCACAAAGGGAGCUGCGCAGAAAAUCACAGCCUUUCUUAUUUGUUCCAGCAUCAUGCCUUAAGAGGAAAAGCAUUCUCAACAUAAAACUGCUUUUUUAGCCUGGAAGGAAACUUGGUUUUUAUUUAGGUUUUGUUUUUGCCAGUGCUGUUGGAAAUGCUCAGCGUAUGUUCUGCAUCUCCCUGUUCAAACUGGCCUUCUGCACUUCGAAUUGAAUUCAGAUCAUGCCCAUUUAGAUGUCUGGAAUUAUUCCAGCCCAGCAUGAAACGUUUCUGUCUGACUGGCCCCCAGUCCAUCCAUGCCCCGCCAAGCUGCCCUUUUUCUUAAAACAGCAGGUGGCAAUUUCAAAGUCCCCCUUAUCCUCUCUUGCUGGAAUCCAACCUGUUUUGUAAGAUGUAAGGGUGUAUAUUGUGUGUGUGUGUGUGUGUGUUAUGUCCAUCUAUUAAUUUCAAGGAUAAUUCAUUGUGAUAUUAUUUCACUUUACAGAAAGUGGAUGGAUGGGGCUAUUCUGCUGUUUUUCAAAAUUGCUCUCUGGUGCCAUGAAGUGCAAUCUAAACUGAUUUUUUUUUUAAAAAAAGAUAUUUUGAGUUUUUAUUGUCUAGAGAAGAAAUCCACCCAAGCUACUAGUCCUUAAGAAAACAAAAUGAGUAGAUCUACAUGCAAUCAUUGUCAUUCUCCUCUAAGGCAGUUUUUUCCAAUCUACUUCCCACAGAUGUUUCAGCCUAUAACUCCCAUUAUCCUGGUCAUGCUGUAUGGGGUUGAUGGAGUUGUAGUCCGAAUCAUCUGGACGGAGCUACAUUGGAAAAGUCUAUUCUAGAGCUUUUUCCCCAAAGGAAAUCUGAGGUUGAAAUUUUUUUCCCACAAGGAAUUCCUCCCCUCGCAUACCUAUAUGUUUCUGCAAAAAUGAAUACCUUGUCUGGAAGGAAAUAAAAUUAAAUCUGCCUUUUUUCCCUC